Oryzias melastigma (Indian medaka) is the source of this 4182-nucleotide messenger RNA. Its product is annotated as protein phosphatase 1 regulatory subunit 3E. Gene Ontology annotation, cellular component: protein phosphatase type 1 complex. The record is from RefSeq and is a predicted model, not a curated record. Gene Ontology annotation, molecular function: glycogen binding; protein phosphatase 1 binding. Gene Ontology annotation, biological process: regulation of glycogen biosynthetic process. NCBI's taxonomy places the organism in Eukaryota, Metazoa, Chordata, Actinopteri, Beloniformes, Adrianichthyidae. The coding region runs from base 38 to 1144 and encodes 368 amino acids. The transcript has a single exon.
AAUAACGUUUUAGUUAUUCAACCAGAAGUAUGAGUCGAUGGAAAACCUGACCGACUGGAGCCGUGGAGCUGUCCUCUGCUCCGCCGCCGCAGAGUGUCAUCAGCUUCUGACGCAGUUCGUGCGCAUGUCUGCGAUAGGGCCACCGCCACCUGACGGCGCCUGCUCCCCCUCCGGUCUCCCCCAUCACAGACACCUUGGCUCUGCAGUGCGGGCGCUGUGGUGUUUCAUGAACACGGAGUCCGUGCACCCCGCCGCGGUCAUGCUGCCCCCCAAGAACUGCCUCCCGCGGAACUACAGCUGCAUCGCCGGGCUGUUCGGGAGCUUGACGGCGGCCAACCCGAGGCUGGAAGAUGGGGAGGAAUUCGACGUGAUGAACGGCUCGUGCGAGCCCAACGACAACCAGGUGGUGGAGGAAAGACCGCGGGGCAGAGAGAUCUUCCUGAAGCCACCGCAGAGCCCCAACCUCCGCCGGAGGUGCAAGUCGCUGCCGACACCCACAGAGAGGGCGAAGUUGGAGAUCGUGCGCCACAGAAGUCCGACCAGCCAGAAGAAGGUUCGUUUCGCAGACUCUCUGGGCCUGGAGCUCAUAUCGGUGAAGCAUUUCAAUGAUGCGGAUGACCCCGAGGUGCCGGAGCGCAUCCUGGCCAAACUACCCAAGGGAAACCUCCACUGCUUGGACACCAAGUUCCCGCGCGCGCCCUCACAGUCCGUGUUCAUGGAGCUGCAGUUCACGAACCCGGGCACGCUCCCGGGCUUUGAGCAGAAAGUCCGGGAGGUGAAAGUGCUCCUGGAGAGCGUGGAGGCAGACGAAUUCAGCCUCUCCGGGUUCGUGCGCGUUCUGAACAUGGCUUUCGAAAAGAGCGUCUCCCUGAGGUACUCCCUAAACAACUGGAUCACCUUCAUGGACAGUUUGGCCACUUAUGUCCCGAACUCCAGCGACGGCGUGACCGACAAGUUCAGCUUCAAGAUUGUGAUGCCAACCUACUUAGACAACGGAGGCGCGCUGCAGUUCGCCAUCAAGUACUGUGUGGGCGGACGGGAGUUUUGGGACAACAAUCACGGGAGCAACUACAAAGUCCGGCGCCACUGCCUGAAAAUGUCCCCGCCUCGGGAAUGGGAAAACGGAUGGAUUCACUUUAUCUGAGCGCUGGCAGGCGCGGUGGCGCCGCGCGUAAUCUGCGCGUAAAAAGGAUCCCCGGGUACCUUAUUUAUGACUGUAGCCUGUUAAAUAGAUUUGUUUCUGCCAUGUCAGCUACAAACACACUCUGGCAGACAAUAACACAUUGUCCUGUGAUAUUUCAGAACACAUUAGCCGGAUGAGGCUGACAGUUUCUGUUGGGGGAGAUGCUGUGAGAUGUUUUUUUUUUUUUUCUUUUGCCAGGGCUCAGUGCAGCGUGUUGCCCUUUGGGAGGGCACGCUUGCAUCACGUUAUGUGCCACGGAAAACGUGCAGUGCUGUGCAAUGCUUAGGCUUCACUGCUCCUUCUUUUCUUACAUUUAACGUUAUCCCCAAAAAACGUGUCUCUUAUUUUGCAUGUUUUCUUGAUGGUGAACCAGAAAGCAUCACUGCUUGAUGAGGAUUCUCUUUCUCCACUCUUUGGGAGGAAACCUACUGAGCUACAGCCUAUAUAGAAGUUUAUUUUAGAUACUAAAUGGGUGUAUAAUUUCUUACUGUCAUCCCAUAAAAGGCCUUAUUCUUAGUCCUGAUGGUGGAAGUUACAAGUGCAAUGCAUUUUUUUCUUUUUUGUCAUAAUAAUAAUAAUAAUAAUUAGCAGAUUAUGAUGGUUGGCAAUCCAAUGACAUCAUAUUCUAUCAAUAAGCUUACUUUUAUGUGAUGACUCUGCAGCUAUUUCAUUAAUUGCACAUUUUCUUCUGCAUUCAAAAGAAAAUAUUUUUCAUAUUUACAAUACAAACUGCACAGUUUAACCAAAGGGAGCAAAGGAAUACAGAUUUGUAGAUUUCCAGAAUGGAAACUAUACCAGCAUAAAUUAAAUAGUCCUUAAUUCAUUAGUUCAUUGAUGGUCUUACAAUCAAUGAAAACAAUAAAACAAAAACUGGGUGUUUUUCCCCUAAAUGAGAUACAUGAUGUAAAUACUGCAGUUCGAAAGGUUUAUCUAUCUCACCUUAUAUUCUUCAGGUUCUCAUAGAAGAAUAGUUACACAGUAAUUAUUUUUGCAUUUGAAUAGAGGCUUAUUUUGUACAUACACAAACAGUGCAAUUGAAAAUAAAAUCUGAGGUUGUUUUAUGGCUCUGUGCUUUUCACAGAGCAGUUAAGUCUGCAGACAAAGUAGCUCUGUACUGGUGACUGCGUUUAAGCAGCACUUGCUGCUGAAAAUGUUCUUCACAGUCGUCACUGUGCAGGUUUAAGUGCUGCUCCUGACACUCCAUACAAAUGACCAAAAAGCUUUGAGCCACCUCACUGGCUUCAUCCUCAUCCGUCUGCCAAUGUUUGGUCACACAGCAGUUUCCAGAUCGCGGCUCGUCUUACAUCUGUGUGUUUUUAAAUUCGAUCUUCCAAAUGAACCGUAGGGAAGCAGGUCAGUGUUUGUUCCCGAGUUAAACAUUUAGACUCCAGCAGGUAGCGUGCUUUUAAAUCCACUAACUAAUCGGAACAUCAGCUCGGCUGGUGUUUGUAUCACUGUGGCCUCAGAGGGAAGCUCCCAAUGUAAUGAGGCUGGCUUGCGGAUGGAGACUAUUCCUGUAACUACUUAUCUUUUGGAGCAGUUCCAGUCUGGAUCCCAUCCCUCUGCAAAUAUCAAGUGUGUCAGAACUACAAGGUCAAAGCCGACAAUUAUUUUUGACGAGCAAGAUAUGCUAUGUUCCCGUUUGCUACCAUGCAGCUGUGCUGUACUUGUAAUAGAGCUGAUUACUUUAGCUAAGGAUGAAAAUGGUUCAUAUAGUUAGUAGUUCCUGUGUGUUUGUGUACUGUCUGCAUAUGUGUUCGCUUUUUCUGGGGCUUUCAUUGAGUGUAAUAUAAGCCGGCGUUUAUAAUUUAUGAUGUAUCUAAUGUGGAAAAGCAGAAAUAUCAGAUGAAAGCUUCGAGCUAAAAGCAUAAAUUUUAAUGUUAAAUUUUUCAUCCUAGCUGGGUGAGAUUUUCUGUGUGACUGUGUCAAGGUUUAAAACACACAAAAACGUUAAAUAGGAGCCCCUAUUUAUUUUAUCUGUGCUUCUCAAAGUGACUCACCUGUCAAUCCUCACACAAGUGUUUAAAGUGACCUCAGCCACAUCACAUAAUCUGACGUAGAAUGCCAUUUCUGAGAUGAUAACGGUGUAAUGUGGACAUAGAUUUAGUUUACUUGUGAUUCGUUUUGACGCCUUUGGUGAAUCUCCGUUAUAGAGAACGUUCACAUAACAGUUAGCAUCAAAAUUCACUGAUAUAAAGAGUUUAUGUAAAUGUGAACACGUUUCCUGCUGAAUGUCUUUCCGCUACUGGUCUGUGUUUUGUUUACUUUCAGUAUUUUCGAGGCAGUGUGGAGAAUGUGUGGUGCUCAAAGUUUGUUGUCUUAUAGUUGUGGUCAAAACUUUCUCUAGAAACUUGGAUUUGUUUUGUUCUUUUUUUUUUAGUUUUCCAGAAUUUGAGCAAUGCAUAAAAAUGGCGUCUGCUUUUCCUCCUUUAUGUGUGCGUCUAAACUGCCUUACUGAACUGUAAGUUUAUUAAAGGGGCAUGUACAGUAACGGAUGUUGGAGUAGGCAUGUUUUUGUUUAUUUAGGGAUAUUGUAACUGUAAAAAUCACACAGAGAGAUAUAUUUGCGUAAAAUAGGAGAUAUAGGAAGCCUUUUGCAUGGAUGACUAAUGAUUGUAGCGGAUGCUGGUCAGAUUCAGAUCUGGUCUAAUACAGUGCGGGAAAGAAGAGCAAAGUACCUGAAAGCUUCUCCUGUAGAUAGCAACAUUUUCCAUUCGUUACCAUGUUGUACUGCUCUCAUCUAUCAUUACUGAACACUCGUCUGUCUACUGUAUGACCGUUAAAUGACACUGGUGUUAUUUUUUUUCUGUGUUUUCUAUGCAACAAAUUUCUAUGUUGUAACAUUUGCACUGUGAGAUGUCUAUUUAAAAUCUUUUGCAGUAGGUUUUAAACAUAUUAGCACGAAGAGCUUAAAAGUACUGCUAAAACAUGACAUUGAGCUUUAAAUGUAAUCUGUAUUUUGUUAAAAAAACUGCUAAUAAAAGAUUUUGUGAUGAUAA